Molecule: messenger RNA, 2229 nt
Organism: Phycomyces blakesleeanus NRRL 1555(-)
Lineage: Eukaryota; Fungi; Mucoromycota; Mucoromycetes; Mucorales; Phycomycetaceae
Exons: 7
Coding region: 1-2229 (742 amino acids)
Source: RefSeq, a predicted model, not a curated record
AUGUCUUCCAAACAUCUCAAUGGCAAAUCUCCAGUUUUGUCUGCUCAGACCGACUUGAGCAGAAUGGAUGCUUCUGCCAACACCCAAGCUGACACUUCCUUGCAAGCCAUUAGUUGCAUCCACAACGUUCUGGCUACCUGCUUCACUGCCCUUGCUGAUGCCAUUGAGCAGAAUCUAUCUGAGGAAAGGAAGAAUCAAAUCAGGCAAACCAUUACAACAAUGAAAGUCAUUUACUGCAUUCCAGCCUACCUCCUGCUGAGCAAGAAACCCGUCAAUCCCGUGUUGUGCCCAGGGAACUGCCCAUCUUCCAGUGGCAAGGAAACGAGUGAGACACCACUCAGAAGGUGUACUCCUCUAUCGAGGAAUGCUUUGACAAAUUUGAAAAUGUACUCCAUUUGUACAGUCUGGAUCUCAACGUGGACUGGCACCACCUCCUGCCCAUUGUUCUAUCAAGAGAGCAACAAUCCUGGUAUGACAACUACCUUCAUAGUUCCUCUGAGCUCCCCUGGUCUUUUGCACGUGAUGCAUUUAUUUGUGUCUAUGGCAUCAACAAUCUGGAACGCCAGAUACCAACGUGUCCGGCAAGAGGCCAAGAUAGCUGACAACAUGCAAGCCGCUAUAGCUUAUACUGCCACCCUCCUGCCAGAGAUGGCCCACCAAGUCCCACUCCUGCAAGUAAACAUGUACAGAGAAAAACGGGACACUAUUGACAAGGCAGCCUCUCUGGCUAGGUCAAUCUACAACACGGUAUUCCCUGCCACUCUACACAACGACUCUGCUCCUAGGACCCGCACACUUGGUCAAGCACAGGUGUCACACACACUUACUCACUCUUCUUCUGCUUGCUCUUCUGGUUUUUCCCACGAAACUACACCGAGCCGUGAACGCUCCUCAAGCAAGAAGUGUUCACUCCAUGGCAAGGGCAAUCAUGACACUGAGGAUUGCCACAUCCUCAAGAUAGCCCUGGCAACCAAGGGAGUUCUUCGGGUUCUGUGUCUGGCUCUUCUCAGAGAUCUGCCCCCCACUUUGCCGUCCGUUCUGCACACGCUGUUACUAGCAACAACACUCCCUCGGAGGCAAGCUCCUCUGAAAACGACUAGUCCAUGGUCAUGGACUUUGAACAGUGCUCCCCAUAAAAAACUAUGGGCACUGGUAGACACCAGGGCCACCAUCAGCUCUGUCAACACCAAGCUCUGUAGCAAGUUUGGGUGGUCAAUAAUUCCUCACAAAGGGAAAAUCGUGUUGGCCACUAGUAACGCUAUAGCUCAUAGACUAGGAGUAACAAAACUAAUAAAAGUUUUGUAUAACAACAAACACAUUACACAUUCUUUUGAAUUUUUGGAUCUCGCUGAGAAUAUAGAUGUUAGUAUUGGUACAGAUUUAAUGCCAAGUCUUGGUAUACAUUUACUGGGACUAGCAGAGAGUUGGUACGGUUCUAAUACACCUCAGAUCCCUACACCCAUAGCUGAAAUAGAAAAGCCCAAUAAUUCACCAGCCGGUACACCCACUGAUCAUUCUCAAUUCAUGAAGGCUCUACUAGUCUUUAGUAAAGCAAAUGAAGCCAUACCCAUAACUUCAUUUUGUAUAGUUAAGGAAUCUAUUGUACGACUACUAACGCCCCCAGAUCAAGUAGUCUAUAGACGACAAUAUCCUAUUGCUUUACAACUUGUUCCACUGAUGGCCAAACAUAUAAACCAAUGGCUUACUGAUGGCACCAUACAAAGGGCACCCACUGUCGUAUUCCCAGCAAUCUGCGAACGCAUCAAAGCUACACAAGCUGCUGAUAAAGGAAAACACGACAAAGACCAUAAAAUAAUAAUGGAGUUCCCAAACGACAGCAACGUGAUGGUAAAGAACAUAUUAAGAAAGUCUAAGACGGACCCAAGAUAUGAAGGACCAUUCACAGUCAAGGGCAGAACAACAGGAGGCAGCUACAUUUUGCAAGACAAAACGGGGGCACUUCUAUCACAAAACAUCCCAUCUUCGCAGGCCAUCAUUGAUCAUUGUCAAGAAAAAGGUGACUACCUUUACAAAGUGUGCUGGAAAAACUAUGUACCAGAUCAAGACACUUGGGAGCCCAUAAGCAAUUUCAACGAUCUGAGCAUAAUUGACAAAUAUUGGCAAAGACGAGGUCCAGAGAAACCCACCAAUAAAGCUACAAUUAUACAUAACAAGCAUACACAUCCAACACAAAAACCUACACGCUUUAGCAAACGUAUACGCAAAUAA